GUUACUCUGUCUUCACCAUCACGCAUCAUGUCCACAGAAAUCGAGGAAACAGCGGCCAACUCGAACGAACUAGACACCUCCAGGGAGAGGAAAACGAGCAUGAAGCAGGCUCGUCUCGACGACAUGAUCAAUAUUAGGCAGGACAAGCAAGAAGGACCACCCACCAAGAAGGCAAGGAUGGACUCCGGGCAACACGAUUCAGCUACUGUGGAGAGCAAAGAGGAUUCUGUACCUUCGGGGAAGGACGCCGAGGCACGCCGUCUUAAGCAGACUUACCAAACAGGUGUGCUCGAGAGAGGGAAUGUAUACUUCUUCUACCGGCCGAAGGUGGAACUACAGCAGGCGCAUUCAGUGGAGGAAGUACAGCGCUUCUUCAUUCUACUUCUACCUGAAGGGUCGGGGGACGGUACACUGCCAGAGAAAUUUGAAGACACGACGAACGGAACGGCGAGUAGUGAGGGUCCGACUAGGGACAAAUACUACCGGCUGUUGGUGGUUGGGAAGAAGCGCCUUCCUGAUCCUGAGGGAAAGAGUGUCUUCUGGGGCAGCACUUCAAUAGUCGGCCACGACCUGAAGCGGCUCCAGGGCGAGUUAGGCGGGGAUGUUUACGAGACAGCAACCAGAGGGACACGACACCAAGGUCCCGCACGUCUCGCGGGCCGCGGAGCGUACGCGAUAGUGAACAACGACCCAAAGGCUCCGUCCGUGCGCGAGACGCACCUCGGCUACCAUCUGUCACACCCUACGCCCGAAGACUGGGGAGAGGUCCAAGCCGCUCUCAACAUACACACAGCCGCCUCGUUCCAGCUGCAGGUGAAGAAUCCGCUCGCCCCGACAACGGGCCAGGCGAGCAUCGGAUUACCUGAGGAGGAGAGAGUGAAGUACCCGGAGCAGAUCAUGACGGAGGUGUUUGGAAAGGGAGGGCGAAGGGGCGUGGAUGAGUACGGGCUCCGGUUCGCGUGUGUAGAGAGGAAGCAGAUGCUCAACUACGAAGGUGUGGAGUUGCUGUUCAUCCCUGCGGGUAGCGGAAGGCAAAGCGUCGGGGAUCAUCUAGGCCAGGAGCAGAACGAAGCGACGGAGAAAGCCAGCGGGAAGGAGAGCCGGGAAGGCGUUGAGCAGAUAUUCAAGGAACUUGCUAUGAACGCCGAAACGAUACCUGCAGAACCACUCGGUGGUCAAUGGGCAUGA
This is a messenger RNA of Rhodofomes roseus, 1188 nucleotides long. RefSeq lists its product as uncharacterized. The transcript is spliced from 4 exons. The coding region runs from base 28 to 1188 and encodes 386 amino acids. The record is from RefSeq and is a predicted model, not a curated record. NCBI's taxonomy places the organism in Eukaryota, Fungi, Basidiomycota, Agaricomycetes, Polyporales, Fomitopsidaceae.